UUGUGUGCUGAGGAGACUCAGAUGUUGGCCUCAGCUCCUAGGCUGAACUCAGCAGAUCGGCCCAUGAAAACUUCUGUAUUGAGACAAAGGAAAGGAUCCAGCAAAAACAUCUAUUAUCCUGGGCUUGGCAGCAAGGAAGGGGACAGGUAGUGGAAAUCCUGCAAUCCGAAAAACAGACUGAAAGGUGACAAAGAAGCUGAAGAUGGGUGGCGGAGAGAGGUACCACAUUCCAGCCCCUCAAUCAAGAAAUGUUAGUAAGAACCAGCAACAGCUUAAUAGACAGAAGACCAAGGAUCAGAAUUCCCAAAUGAAGAUUGUUCAUAAGAAAAAAGAAAGAGGACAUACUUACACCUCAUCAGCAGCUGCACAGCAGGCCAUGCAAAAUGGGGGCAAGAACAAAAAUUUUCCAAAUAAUCAAAACUGGAACUCUAGCUUAUCAAGUCCUAGCUUACUUCUUAAGUCUCAAACUAAUCAAAACUAUGCUGGAGCCAAGUUUAGUGAGCCACCAUCACCAAGUGUUCUUCCUAAACCACCAAGCCACUGGGUUCCAGUCUCCUUUAAUCCUUCUGAUAAGAAGAUAAUGACAUUUCAACUUAAAACCUUACUUAAAGUACAGGUAUAAAAUA
This is a messenger RNA of Mustela erminea (ermine), 626 nucleotides long. Its product is annotated as proline-rich nuclear receptor coactivator 2-like. The record is from RefSeq and is a predicted model, not a curated record. Gene Ontology annotation, biological process: nuclear-transcribed mRNA catabolic process, nonsense-mediated decay. Bases 203 to 622 code for a protein of 139 amino acids. Lineage: Eukaryota; Metazoa; Chordata; Mammalia; Carnivora; Mustelidae. The transcript has a single exon. Gene Ontology annotation, cellular component: P-body; nucleus.